This is a messenger RNA of Bradysia coprophila, 553 nucleotides long. It is a transcript of the gene TfIIA-S, whose product is annotated as general transcription factor IIA subunit 2. Gene Ontology annotation, cellular component: transcription factor TFIIA complex. NCBI's taxonomy places the organism in Eukaryota, Metazoa, Arthropoda, Insecta, Diptera, Sciaridae. Gene Ontology annotation, biological process: transcription initiation at RNA polymerase II promoter. The record is from RefSeq and is a predicted model, not a curated record.
UGUCAUCUCUACUCAUCUCUAUAAACUUUGACAAAUAAAAAAAUCAAAAAUGUCUGCGCGUUCCUUUCUUUGAAAAACGUAUUCGCAUAUAUCGCAUAUUACAAUUAUCCGAGCAAUUUUAUAAUGUCGUAUCAAUUAUACAGAAAUACGACGUUAGGAAACACCCUACAAGAGAGUUUGGACGAAUUAAUUCAGUAUGGUCAAAUAACACCACAACUCGCGUUCAAGGUACUUUUACAAUUCGAUAAGGCGAUCAACACUGCGCUCAAUUCAAAAGUCAAGGCUCGUGUAACAUUUAAAGCAUCCAAACUGAACACAUAUCGCUUCUGUGAUAAUGUAUGGACACUAAUGUUAAAUGAUGUAGAAUUCCGAGAGGUCCAUGAAUUUGCCAAAGUUGACAAAGUGAAAAUUGUUGCUUGUGAUGGAAAAAGUGAGUGACAACUUUGCAUAUUGUAGUUGAAAUAAGUUUCUCUUUUGUUUUUUAUUUGAGAAAAUACAUCAAUUGCGUGCAUAUUAUUCACAUUCAGGUAAAGUAUUACUGUGUCACCUUCUG